CAGCCAGGUUUUAGGCUCGCAGCUUGUACGGCCGGUUGAAGACUCCGGCGGGGGUGUGACGUAUCGCAAACCCCAAGUUGCCGCCUCGCUAUCGACCGGUGCAUUCUACCGGGCAAGUUGCAGGCACUUUUGCAAAGCAAGGGAGGGCGACUUCUCCUUCCUCUUUCCUGCUGCAGCAGACAGGCGUCUGGGGCCGCAGCUUGCAUCGCACGUCAAGGCCCAAGGGAGAGGAACAGACGAGCGACCAUGGCCAAGAUCAAGCCCCAUGAGUUGAGGUCCAAGUCCAAGACGGACCUGCUCAACCAGCUCAAGGAGCUGAAGACGGAGUUGGCUGCCCUCAGGGUCGCCAGGGUCACUGGAGGAGCCCCCAACAAGCUGUCCAAGAUCAAGCUGGUGCGGUUGUCAAUCGCCCAGGUGAACACGGUGAUCAGCCAGACGCAGAAGAAGGAGCUGCGCUCUGCGUUCAAGGGCAAGAAGUACCUCCCCCUCGACCUCAGGACCAAGAAGACGCGCGCCAUCCGGAAACGCCUCACCAGGCACGAGGCCUCCCUGAAGACUGCCAAGGAACAAAAGAGGGCCGCUUAUUUCCCCCAGAGAAAGUACGCUGUCAAGGCUUGAAGUCGUAAAACAUUGUUUUCCGCUCGAUCACCUCCUCUGUCGGCUCCCUGGUCGCUCCUGCAUGCAUGCUGUGCUCUUCCAUGUUGUCCUGGCGUUCUUUGAUGAUCAGCCAUCGUUGUAUGGCCGGGGCUCUGGGUCCU
Klebsormidium nitens is the source of this 758-nucleotide messenger RNA. Lineage: Eukaryota; Viridiplantae; Streptophyta; Klebsormidiophyceae; Klebsormidiales; Klebsormidiaceae. The record is from the annotation of a GenBank genome assembly.